This is a messenger RNA of Rosa chinensis, 1368 nucleotides long. RefSeq lists its product as uncharacterized. The record is from RefSeq and is a predicted model, not a curated record. Gene Ontology annotation, molecular function: catalytic activity. The coding region runs from base 1 to 1368 and encodes 455 amino acids. The transcript is spliced from 2 exons. NCBI's taxonomy places the organism in Eukaryota, Viridiplantae, Streptophyta, Magnoliopsida, Rosales, Rosaceae.
AUGGAUAAAAUUCUCUUUUGGAAUACUAGAGGUGCUGGAGGUGGUGAUUUUAGGUCUAUAAUUGUGGACCUUAUUAAGAUGCAUGAUGUUGAUCUUUUAAUUAUCUGCGAACCUAGAAUUCAAUUGUCUAAAGCUAAGAGACAUCUUUUGAGCAUUGGUUUUACUGACUUUGUAGUUGAAGAAGCAACUGGUUUUCCAGGUGGUAUCUGGAUAUUGUGGAAUAAAAAUAAAGUUCAGCUCCAAAAGAUUGACUCUAAUUCUCAAUCUAUCACUGUGAAAGUUUCUGGGAAUGGCAUAGGUGAUUGGUUACUCACCGGUCUUUAUGCUAGCCCAUGUCCUAGCACUAGACAAAGAUUGUGGAACUAUCUUACUGCGAUGUCAAAUUCUACUCAACUCCCCUGGAUGAUUGUAGGUGAUUUUAAUGAACUUGUUGCUUAUGCUGAUAAAAAUGGCGGAUCUUACGCAGGUAAAUUUGGAGGUCUAAGAGAUUGGGUGCAAAGUGAGGCUAUGAUUGAUCUUGGAUAUCAAGGUGCUAAUUUUACCUGGUCAAGUGGAAGAAUUAAAGAAAGAUUGGAUCGGGGUUUCUGUAACACUGAUUGGAGGCUGCUAUUUGCUGAAGCUAGAGUUAUCCAUCUUGCCAAAACGAAGUCUGACCAUUGCCCAUUAUUGCUGAGACUUCAACCACAUGUCCAGAAUUGUAGAAUUAAUCCUCCUUUCCGUUUUCAUUCCAUGUGGAUGCAACAUGAGGAAUACAAGGGAUUUGUGACUACUGCUUGGAAUAAUACUGUUGGUAAUCUGCUCGACAAAACUAAUCUUCUUGCUUCUGAGUUAAAUACAUGGAAUAAAGACGUCUUUGGGAAUAUUUUCAAAAAGAAGAGAAGACUCCUUGCUAGAAUUGCGGGCAUUCAGAAGAAGCUAUGUGUUCAUGACAACCCUUUCCUGCUCAACCUUGAGAAAGAACUUAUUAAGCAGUAUGAAUUUGUCAGGGACCAAGAAGCUAUGCUAUGGAAGCAAAAGUCAAGAGAAAAGUGGAUUCAAGAUGGUGAUAGAAACACAAAAUAUUUUCACAUUACCACUAUGGUCAGGAGAAGGAAAAAUAAAAUCGAUGGCCUUUUUUAUGAUAGUGGUGGUUGGUGUGAAAACCCUGAAGACAUGAAAAAUAUUGCAAAAUGCUUUUUCCAGAUGCUAUUUGCUUAUGAAGAAAGUCCUAAUAUGAGAUUCAAUAUUCCUAAUCUUUUUCCUACAGGUGAUACCAAUUGCAGUGAGAAUCUAGUGGCUCCUGUCAGUCUCCAAGAAAUAAGAUCUGCUUUAUUCUCUAUCGGAGAUUCCGGAGGGUCUAAAGCACACUUUGAUCACUUUGGUUCCUAA